Ilex paraguariensis (yerba mate) is the source of this 288-nucleotide messenger RNA. The record is from the annotation of a GenBank genome assembly. NCBI's taxonomy places the organism in Eukaryota, Viridiplantae, Streptophyta, Magnoliopsida, Aquifoliales, Aquifoliaceae.
AUGAUAGAAGCUAGAAGUGACGAUGUGAAGGAAAAGAAGCCUGAUCCAUCAAUUUAUGUCACAGCAGCUAAGAGGCUAGGUGUGUCUGGGAGAGAUUGUUUAGUGGUGGAGGAUAGUGUCAUUGGGCUACAGGCAGCGACCAGUGCGGGGAUGUCAUGUAUUAUAACCUAUACAUCAUCAACGGCUAACCAGGGUUUUAAAGAUGCAGUUGCAAUUUACCCUGAUCUGAGUGAUGUGAGAUUGAAUGACCUGGAGGCUUUGCUUCAAAACGUAGUUGCUGCCCGUUGA